This is a messenger RNA of Tetrahymena thermophila SB210, 480 nucleotides long. Its product is annotated as tyrosine phosphatase. Gene Ontology annotation, biological process: protein dephosphorylation; negative regulation of MAPK cascade. The transcript has a single exon. The record is from RefSeq and is a predicted model, not a curated record. Lineage: Eukaryota; Ciliophora; Oligohymenophorea; Hymenostomatida; Tetrahymenidae. Gene Ontology annotation, molecular function: MAP kinase tyrosine/serine/threonine phosphatase activity; protein tyrosine/threonine phosphatase activity. Gene Ontology annotation, cellular component: cytoplasm.
AUGUUCGGAGAAGAUAAACAUCUAAUUUUAAAAACUUAAGAAGGAUAAUAAGAAAAAGGUAAACUGUAUUUAGGCAAUAUAUGGGCUGCUGAAAAUCUUAUAAACCAAAAUGACGAAUAGAUAAAAGCAAUUUUAACAGUAGCUUCAAAUACAAAUUUAGUUUAUGACCCAUAAGAAUUUAGACAUAAAAUUAUUGAAGCAAAUGACGAUCCUUCUUUUAAUCUUAGCCCAAACUUUGAUGAAGGAGUUAGAUUUAUAGAUGAGCAUUUGUAACAGACUAAUGUUUUAGUACAUUGUUUUGCAGGAGUUUCAAGAAGUACUACAUUAGUUUUGGCAUAUUUAAUGAAACAUCACAAUAUUGGAUUAGAUGAUGCCUUAAAAUUAGUUAGACAAAAAAGGCAAAUUGCUGGUCCAAAUUAUGGGUUUAUGAAGUAGUUAAAAGAAUAUGAAUAAAAAUUGAAAGCAAAGUAAAAUUAAUGA